AUGGGCCAGAGUGGCCAUCCCCCUGCUGGCUUGGACACGCGCGGCUGGACAUGGGAGCGAUUCUCGGUCGUGAAUGUCAAGCCAUACCUGGAGCCGGGGACGGUCGUGGCCCUGCACAAUGCGGUCCACAACCGGUUCCUCAAGAUGACACAUGAAUUAUUCAUGGAACGCAGCCCAGAGAAAGGCGUGGGCGACUUGCCCAGCGACUGGGAUUUUGAGCGUUUCAAGGUUGUCGACGCCGGGAACGGCCAGAUCCGCCUCUACAACGAACGCCACAGGAAGUAUGUAUGGAUGUCGGGCUGUGAUCAUUACCACAGACUGGCAAGCCAUCAUGAGAGCCACGGACUGCACGAUGGGUUGACAAAGUUCACGGUCGUGCCUGGAAGUGAUUUGUUCGACGGGGUUAUUGCUUUGCACAACUCGGAACUCAACUGCUUCCUGCGCAUGACAGGCCAUCAGGUAGAUGCCAGCACUUGGAAAUCGAUCCAAGACCUUCCGGAUGGUUGGGAUCAGGAACGCUUUCACAUCGUGAAGGCGGGAGCGGGAAACCAGGCUAGCGAGCCGGCCGGCAAACACCUGGACGUGUCUUUGACUUACACCUCGGCCUUCCAGCACGCAGCCAUGGAAGAUGGCAGCUGCGAAAGCAAAGGCCACACAGCAGAGGCACUGGCUGCAGGCGAUGCCGUUGAUGCCGCUGCUCUUGACCCACAAUCGACCAGCGAGGAAAGAGUCUCCUACCACCUCACCAUGGUGGAUGGCAGUGAGACAGAUGUCUCUUUGAGUGCGGAAGCGACGGUCUACGAUGCCUGCGCUGCAGCAUCCGCCUGGAGGGGGUUGCAAGUCGGCCGGCUGAGGUUGGUGGCAGAUGGUCAGGUGGAACCUUUGCCUUUCUGCCGCAAGACGAAACUCUGCGACGUGACAGGCGGGCAGACAAACCUCCUCGUUGUGAUCUCGCGGGCGUAUGACUUGGGAGAAGCCACCGGGCCUUUGGCGUCCUCCUGCACCCGCUGCCAGUUUGAGCACUACCCUACCUCCUUCUAUGUUUCCAGGCAGAGUGGUGAUGCGAUAGAGAUGGAAGUCUGCGAGGGACAAAGGGUGACUUUCUCCGACCCCGGUGCCGAUCCAGGCGAACCUGCCGGAGCGAUCUUUGGCGUGUCGCAGCCGCCCUUGUGUGGUCGAAUGCUCAUGCGCAUCUUGCUCCAUCAGCGAGCUUGGGCCUUCGGAGUCGGUCUAGGAUCCGAAAAGGCCGAUCAGUCCCAGGAUCCGGAGCAUGAUCCUGGCUUCCUGGGCCUGUACCACGGCGGCAGCUCCACCAAUGUCUGUGCAUAUGCCGAGAGAGUUCAUGAAGGAGAAUGGGUUCGUGAUCGAGGCUCCAAGAAGUUCUGGACUGAAGAGACUGAGCUUGCCAUUCUGUUCAACUUUGAUGAUAAGAGAGGAUAUGGUACCAUGCAGUGCUUCGAGGGACUGGAGCCAUUCGGCACGCUGGUUCCAAUUAUCAGCGACAGCUACUGGCCGACGGUGGUUUUGUUCAUGCCCGAUGAUGCGGCAAGCAUCGCUGUAGACUUUGUUUGA
Molecule: messenger RNA, 1572 nt
Organism: Symbiodinium necroappetens
Lineage: Eukaryota; Dinophyceae; Suessiales; Symbiodiniaceae
Source: the annotation of a GenBank genome assembly